AUGAAAGUUUUUAACACAAAGCUUCAAACGGUAGUGAGAGAACAACUGACUGCGGAAGGACAUCCAUUACCUUCAGAAGUUAGCAUAGCAUAUAAUUUUGAAACAAACUCAAUAGAUUUUAAAGUCAUCUCUGCAAAGAAGUCAGGUUUUACAUUUAAUGAAGCAGAUGUAUAUUCGAAUGAAAACUUCAAAGCUAUUGCAUGGUUAGAUAAUGACGAUUGCUUUAAGAAAAUAUUUAAAUUCAGUGACUCAAAGAUGUCAAUAGAUGACCUUCGUGGAAUGUUACCAUCGACGUUUACAGUUGAAGGUUCAGCAGGAUUGCUUACAAGAUUGUCAAUUGGUGGUAUUUGGUCUCGUGAGAACAUUGUUAUAAAAUCCAGUAUAAGUGAAUUUGCUGAAGAAUCUAUAUUAUGUCUUUCAAACUACAUGUAUUCGCCACCGAAGCAUUAUAGUAUAACAAACUUUGUCAGUAAGUUUAACAUAAGACUUGUCGAACCUUCUUCAAUGAAAGAUGUUGUGCUACCUAAAGAUGGAAAGGAUGGACUCAUUAUUGAGAUGAUUUUAAUAGCAUAUUAA
Messenger RNA from Trichomonas vaginalis G3, 576 nucleotides. RefSeq lists its product as uncharacterized. The record is from RefSeq and is a predicted model, not a curated record. Lineage: Eukaryota; Parabasalia; Trichomonadida; Trichomonadidae. The transcript has a single exon. The coding region runs from base 1 to 576 and encodes 191 amino acids.